Messenger RNA from Durio zibethinus, 2119 nucleotides. Its product is annotated as protein NRT1/ PTR FAMILY 8.3-like. Lineage: Eukaryota; Viridiplantae; Streptophyta; Magnoliopsida; Malvales; Malvaceae. Gene Ontology annotation, molecular function: transmembrane transporter activity. Gene Ontology annotation, cellular component: membrane. Gene Ontology annotation, biological process: transmembrane transport; oligopeptide transport. The record is from RefSeq and is a predicted model, not a curated record.
GUGGAACCCACAAUGUUUUACAUCAGCCAUCAAGAUUUCUUUACCCAAUUCAUCUAUUUUUCCAUAGUGACAAAACAAUCAUGGGAUCUGCCGACGAAGAAAGAUCGCUUUUGGAAGCUGGACUUGUUCAGGAUGAAAGCAGUGGACCUUACACCGGGGAUGGCUCUGUUGAUUAUCAUGGAAAUCCUGUUUUGAAGCAGAAUACUGGAAACUGGAAAGCAUGCCCUUUCAUUUUGGGUAAUGAAUGCUGUGAACGAUUGGCUUAUUAUGGGAUAGCAACUAAUCUUGUGACUUACCUGACCAAGAAACUGCACGAAGGAAAUGUAUCAGCUGCAAGAAAUGUGACCACUUGGCAAGGAACUUGUUACCUUACACCUCUCAUUGGAGCUAUCUUAGCAGAUGCUUAUUGGGGAAGAUAUUGGACAAUCGCCGCUUUCUCCACCAUUUACUUCUUUGGAAUGUGUACAUUGACCCUCUCAGCAUCAAUUCCUGCACUGAAACCUGCUGAAUGUGUGGGUUCUAUAUGUCCCUCAGCUACUCCAGCUCAGUAUGCAGUAUUUUUCUUCGGUCUGUAUCUGAUUGCAUUAGGGACUGGUGGAAUCAAACCGUGUGUCUCAUCAUUUGGGGCAGAUCAGUUUGAUGAUACUGAUCCCAAAGAAAGGGUGAAGAAGGGGUCCUUUUUCAACUGGUUCUAUUUUUCUAUCAACAUUGGCGCUCUGAUAUCAAGCAGUCUUCUGGUGUGGAUUCAGGACAAUGCCGGAUGGGGUCUUGGAUUUGGCAUUCCAGCAUUGUUUAUGGGCCUUGCUAUUGCUAGUUUUUUCUUAGGCACACCUCUCUAUAGAUUUCAAAGACCUGGAGGUAGCCCUAUUACAAGAAUGUGCCAGGUUUUGGUUGCAUCAUUUCAUAAAUGGAAUCUGAAGGUACCCGAAGACAGUAGUCUCCUGUAUGAAACAGGUGACAAAUGCUCUGCCAUUGAAGGAAGUCGGAAACUGGAGCACAGUGAUGAGUUGAAGUGCCUAGAUAAAGCUGCCAUAGUCACUGAUGCUGAGAUCAAAAGUGGGGACUUCUCAAACCCAUGGAGGCUUUGCACUGUAACACAAGUGGAGGAAUUGAAAAUCUUGAUCCGCAUGUUUCCCAUAUGGGCUACUGGAAUUGUCUUCUCUGCUGUAUAUGCCCAAAUGUCAACUAUGUUUGUGGAACAAGGGAUGAUGAUGGACACUUCAAUUGGUUCUUUCACUAUUCCUCCUGCUUCUCUCUCAACUUUUGAUGUUAUCAGUGUCAUUUUUUGGGUUCCCAUCUAUGAUAGGAUCAUUGUCCCAAUUGCAAGGAAGUUCACAGGCAAGGAGAGGGGCUUCUCAGAGUUGCAGCGUAUGGGAAUUGGUCUCUUUAUUUCUGUCCUAUGCAUGUCAGCUGCUGCUGUGGUGGAGAUCAGGAGACUGCAGCUUGCAAAAGAGCUAGGGUUGGUUGAUAAAUCGGUUGCUGUACCACUUAGCAUUUUGUGGCAAAUACCUCAAUAUUUCUUGUUGGGUGCUGCAGAGGUCUGCACAUUUAUUGGACAGCUUGAGUUCUUCUAUGAUCAGUCUCCUGAUGCCAUGCGAAGUUUAUGUAGUGCACUUUCACUUCUAACUACAUCUUUGGGGAAUUACCUGAGUUCUUUUAUUCUGACUCUUGUAACUUACUUCACAACAAAGGGUGGGCAGACUGGUUGGAUACCAGAUAACCUGAAUAAGGGUCAUCUCGACUAUUUCUUCUGGCUCUUGGCUGGUCUCAGCUUCUUAAACAUGUUAGUGUACACUGUCUGCGCUAUGAAGUACAAGCAGAAGAAGUCCACUUAAGGUUCCUUCUCUUAUGGAGAGAAAUUCAGCUGAAAUGUUAUUGUACAUGGAAACUGCAUACAUUUCAAUAUUUCCGCCUCAAAAGCAACUGUUUGUAUCUUAUUGGAUUAAAUGAAUUGCGUCUGAAAGCAUUAAUCUUACUUCGUACUCUGGGCAGAUUCCCACGUAUUGUACACGAGUACUGCUUGCUUUUCAAUUAGAAGCCAUCCUUCCAUAUUGGAACAAACUGUUUGUAUUAUAGGAUGAAAAGACUUCUUAAAGUAAUAAAUCUUGCUUUUCUUUUC